Podarcis raffonei (Aeolian wall lizard) is the source of this 844-nucleotide messenger RNA. It is a transcript of the gene SMIM19, whose product is annotated as small integral membrane protein 19. The record is from RefSeq and is a predicted model, not a curated record. The coding region runs from base 74 to 430 and encodes 118 amino acids. The transcript is spliced from 3 exons. NCBI's taxonomy places the organism in Eukaryota, Metazoa, Chordata, Lepidosauria, Squamata, Lacertidae.
CAUCAGGCGCCGGCCUCUUCCUCCCUGUUUCCCUGCCCGGCUGCGGGCGCAUCUUCCCCCCGGAUUCUCACCCAUGGCCGGGGCGCGCGUGCUGGGCGAGAGCGGGGGCGGCGGGGGCGCUGCUGCCGCCGCCGCGGCCCCCAUGGACUACUCGGUGCACGAGGCUUGGAACGAGGCCACCAACGUCUACCUGCUGGCCGUGCUGGCCAGCCUGGCUCUGCUGGUGUACGCGCGCAGAAAUAAAAGGAAGAUCAUGAGGAUUUUUACGCUACCUCCUGCUGUAGAAGUACCUCCUGAACCAAACUUUUACGAUAGUGUGAAAAAAAUCCGUCUACGUCAGCAGCUAGAGAUGUACUCUAUCGCAAGGAAAUAUGAUCACCAGCAGCAGCCGCAAAAGCAGACGGAUAGUGUACAGCUAUUGGUGGAAUGAAGUCUCAAAGCUCUGAAGCUGAGAGGAUGAUGGAAAGUUUGGGAUGUAGUCAUUUUCAAUGCGACUUGAAUAGUAUAGUGAUUUGUAUUCGUAAUUAUUGCCUUGAGAAGACAUAUGUAAAUGUACAGCGAGCAUUUUCUGAAAUCGGGAAAAUGAACAUGGCUGAUACAUAUUGGCCCUGUUUUCCAGUUUGCUUUACAAAUGAUUUCCAGUAAAAGUAGGAGUAGAUAAAGUUAAAGCAGGGCUGUUGGGACGUUCAGUGUGGGUAUCACAGCAAUUCCCAUUCAAAAGGGAUGAGAAAGGCACAUGACAUUUGAUGUGCCUCAGUGCAGUUAAUAAAGUAGUUGGUGCUGGCAGAAAACAGAAUAUAUACUUAGAGGCUCACAAUAAAUACCAAAUGUCUUGUUUGGGUUA